AUGUUUCUGUAUGGCAUAACAGGACGUGCAAGGCUGUCUUAUCUCUUGAGCAUGGCAACUAUACCAUGUUCCGUUCUCUUGUGUAUUCGUGAUUCACGGAAUGAUUUCGAGAAGUGGAAAGAGCUCAAAGUUUUACGACUGAAGGGUGUUCCAGACAGGUUUAUGCCGUACAAAUGUAAAUACGACUGGACAGAUUACGAAAAAGUACUGCAGGAUAGAGAUAGAAAACAGUAA
Molecule: messenger RNA, 234 nt
Organism: Ostertagia ostertagi
Lineage: Eukaryota; Metazoa; Nematoda; Chromadorea; Rhabditida; Trichostrongylidae
Source: the annotation of a GenBank genome assembly